UGAACAUCAUAAUUUAUGACGUCACUCAAUUACAUUAUUGGCACUGCUUCUAAAGAAAGCUAGCUCCUUCUAAAAGCUCUACAGCUCUACAUACAAGAGGAAGAACAUCUCAUUACUAUGUCUAUGGCUAGUUCCUCUCCCCUGGAUGGCUCUCAAGGAUCAGUAUCAUAUCCAAUGGACUGUGUGUUUGAAGGUUGUAAGAUACCAGUCUAUUCCACUAGCACAUGGAGCAAGCAGGUCGCCAAUGGAGUGCACCCCGUCGACUGGACGUGGGCGGAAGUCGUGAGUAAACGACGUGUAAAUAACAAGUGGGAUUUCUACGUUCACUACGUCAAUUUCAACAAGCGUCUGGAUGAGUGGGUGUGUGAGGACAGACUGGACCUGGAGCAGCUGCAACUACCCAGGAAGGAGUCUAAAGUGAGCAGCCUGGCCCGGAACUCUCGCCCCUCCUCUCCCGAUGUUCAGACUCCACCCCCACCCAUGCCCCCUCCCAAGAAAAUCAAUGGGAUUGGUCGCAAGAGGAAACACGAGAGUGUGGAGCCUGAGUCAGCAGAGGGCAGUCCGUCCACCCCACUCCCAGAGACACCACCUGUUCCUCACAUGACUGGUAGUCUCCAUGUCCCCUCAGGCAGUCGGACUGGACACGGACCAGAGGACGUGAUCACUCGAAUGAAAAACAUUAAUAUGGUGGAAUUAGGGAGGUUCCGUAUGAAGCCGUGGUAUUUCUCCCCUUACCCUCAGGAGUUGACCUCUGAACCCGUUAUAUACCUGUGUGAGUUUUGCCUCAAGUAUGUCAAGAGUAUGAAAUGCUUGGAAAGACAUAAAGCCAAGUGUACUCUGUAUCAUCCCCCUGGCAAUGAAAUUUAUCGUAAAGAAAGUAUAUCAUUUUUUGAGAUUGAUGGAAGAAAGAACAAGGCGUAUGCUCAGAACUUGUGUCUGGUGGCUAAGAUGUUCCUGGAUCACAAGACCCUCUAUUACGAUACUGACCCAUUCCUAUUCUACGUUAUGACAGAGUAUGAUGAGUUUGGGUUCCACUUGGUCGGCUAUUUCUCUAAGGAGAAAGAGAGCUCUGAGGAUUACAAUGUAGCAUGCAUACUCACUCUACCACCAUUCCAGAGAAAAGGAUACGGAAAAAUACUCAUAGAAUUCAGUUACGAACUCUCCAAACUGGAGAGUAAGAGUGGCUCUCCUGAGAAGCCUCUCUCUGACCUUGGCCUCCUCUCAUAUCGUAGCUACUGGUCUCAGACUAUCCUGGAGAUACUGCUCAACCUAGACGGACAGGACGACAAUCCUCCCAGCAUGACCAUCAAUGAGAUAUCUGAGAAAACAAGUAUUCGUAAAGAGGACGUUGUGUCGACGCUACAGAACAUGAACCUGGUGCAGUACUAUAAGGGCCAGUACAUCAUCUGUCUCACUAAAGAAGUGCUAGAUCGCCAUUCUCGCUCCAUGGUCAAGAGAAAGAUACGAAUUGAUUCACAGUGUAUUAAAUGGAAUCCCAAAGACUGGAGCAAGAGAGGGAAGUGGUAGCAGCCACACAGAAGACUGGAGCAAGAGAGGGAAGUGGUAGCAGCCACACACAAGAGAUAAUUAUAGAAUGGACUAAGCACUUCAUUAUUAUACAUAAUUUUAUAAUUAUAGUCACUCUGGUUAUUCUGCUUAUUCAUUAUUAAUGAAAACAAAUCAUUUGACACUCGUA
Molecule: messenger RNA, 1696 nt
Organism: Halichondria panicea
Lineage: Eukaryota; Metazoa; Porifera; Demospongiae; Suberitida; Halichondriidae
Product: histone acetyltransferase KAT5-like
Exons: 10
Coding region: 118-1527 (469 amino acids)
Biological process (GO): positive regulation of transcription by RNA polymerase II; negative regulation of DNA-templated transcription
Cellular component (GO): MSL complex; chromatin
Molecular function (GO): transcription coregulator activity; histone H4K16 acetyltransferase activity
Source: RefSeq, a predicted model, not a curated record